Exophiala xenobiotica is the source of this 1983-nucleotide messenger RNA. RefSeq lists its product as uncharacterized. Bases 581 to 1756 code for a protein of 391 amino acids. The transcript has a single exon. Gene Ontology annotation, biological process: polysaccharide biosynthetic process. Gene Ontology annotation, molecular function: oxidoreductase activity, acting on the CH-CH group of donors, NAD or NADP as acceptor; NAD binding; oxidoreductase activity, acting on the CH-OH group of donors, NAD or NADP as acceptor. The record is from RefSeq and is a predicted model, not a curated record. Lineage: Eukaryota; Fungi; Ascomycota; Eurotiomycetes; Chaetothyriales; Herpotrichiellaceae.
CUCUGAUCGAGGCAUUCGCGGGUCCCGUCUCAUACCAGAUUCGUAUUCUCGGUGCUGUCCGAGUCUCUUUCAGGUUGAGCACCAGGCCGAGACCGAUAUUCUUUCCAGUCCGACGGAUGUCCUUCCCAUUCGGUUCUCUUUGUCGAGCCCAAUAUGGUAUCAGUCAGUAUUCUAGAGCCCCCACUCCUCACUAGCACCUGCUCGCUUAGAGUUGUGAGUCGACUGACUGUACUCUCCUCGUGUAAACGGAAACGGACUGAAAGGGAGUAAUGGAGACUCUUGCCUUCUUGAGAGGUGUCUAGACGGUGGAAGACUUUGCCAAUAAUUCGGGAAAUGGUUCGGCCAGUGGAAAACGGAGAACAGUCUCACUCUUUCAGUCUAUCAAGUGGAGGGACGUCUCGCAUCUUUCUGUGCUGCCAUGUGAAGCAUAGUAUGAGGACAAGAGGUAUAUAAGGGGGCCAAGUCUGAGUAUCCUCAAACCUCCUCAACAGCCGUCGUCAGUCCAGUCUGCUCAUUGACUUACCUUGCUCGUUUCCCCUUGACCACCAAGUGAAUCUGCUAUUCUCCUCAAGCAUUCAUCAUGGUGUCCUCUACCCUCGGAAAGGUUGCCAUCGUCGGCGUGGGUUUUGUCGGAGAAGCUCUCCUUCGAGAGUUCAGCCACGUACACCAUACCAUUGGCUUUGAUAUCUCCGAAGCUCGCAUCAAGGAUUUGCGCACAAAGUAUGCGGGUGAAAAGCGCAUGACCCUCACCACCGACGAGACGGCCCUUGACCAGGCUGCGCAUUUUCUCAUCUCAGUACCCACCUUGAUGAAGGCAGACCACUCCGUCGACGUGUCAUACCUUAAGUCAGCACUAUCAACAGUCUUCCGUCAUGCCAAACCAGGUAGCACCAUUGUCAUCGAGAGUACCGUUUCGGUCGGUACGACUCGCCAACUCUUCUCUUCUGUCCAACAACACUUCAACUGCGGCAUGUCACCAGAGAGAGUUGAUCCUGGACGCACCUUCCCAGCAGCCUGUGACAUUCCCAAGAUCAUUUCAGGCCUCACGCCACAAGCACUGGAGGUCAUCGAGGCCCUAUACUCCACAGUGUUCAACCAUGUCGUCCCUGUUUCCAGGCCCGAAAUCGCAGAAAUGACCAAAUUGUUCGAGAACUGCUAUCGAAUGAUCAACAUCGCCUACGCCAACGAGGUCAGCGAUGCUUGCCGGACACUUGGCCUGGACCCUCACGAGGUUAUCGACGCCGCUGCCACUAAGCCUUAUGGUUUCCAGGCUUUCCGUCCCGGUCUGGGAGUUGGUGGUCACUGUAUCCCCGUCAACCCGUCAUAUCUCCUCCAGACAUGCCCCAACCUACCUGUCUUGGAGCAAUCGACUAAGAUCAUGAGAGAACGCCCGCUCAAACUGGCAAGAGAACUCCACGCCCACUGCUGCUCGUCGACUCUUGCAUCAACCGACCUGCGCCCAAGGGUCCUCGUGGUCGGCGUCGGCUUCAAGCCUGGGCAGUCCGUCCUCUCGCACUCACCGGCCAUCGACUUCGCAAACGAGCUUCAGAACAGCGGCUGCGACAGGCUGGCAUUCUAUGACCCUCUGGUGUCGCAAGAGGCCGUCCCGUGGAUGGAGAAGCUCGAAGACGAUGCCUUCAACCCCUCGGAAUUGGCCGCCGAUUUCGAUGUCGUCGCUGUUUGCACCAGACAACACGGCGUCGAUUUCAACGUGCUACAACACCUCCCGACAGAAAUGGUCUGGUCUUAUGAUUAAAUUCAAAGGGCGACCGUGCGGAGUGUGUGACAUUAUGAUGGAUGAUUUGGGCGUAAAAGGUACAGCGGCUACGGCACACCUUGAGGCGUUAAACGUUUGGGGUUCGGGCGAAAACUGCAUGCAUGAUAAAGCACCAGCGUCUUGAAAAGCAUGGGAUUGAUAGAACCAGUUGCGACAUAUAGACGCAAUACAGUAAUAAGAUUACUCUCAUCAUCUCUGAUCAAGAA